AUGAAGGACAUGGGAAUGGAUGCUUAUAGGUUUUCAAUAUCCUGGACUCGGAUUUUCCCCAAUGGAACUGGACAGAUCAAUCAGGCAGGCAUUGAUCACUACCAUAGUCUCAUCGAUGCAUUGCUAUCCAAAGGUAUUGAACCAUAUGUGACCCUUCAUUGGGACCUUCCUCAAGCCCUGCAAAAUGGGUUUCUCAACCCUCAGAUCAUACAGGACUAUGCAACAUACAUAGAGACAUGUUUUCAGAAUUUCGGUGACAGGGUGAAGCACUGGAUCACAUUCAACGAGCCACAUACAGUUGCUACACAAGCAUAUGAUUUAGGUGUCCAUGCACCAGGAAGUCAAAACAGAAUGGAUCAGUUGGGGCCUCAUUUGAUGUUAUGUGGUAUGAACCAGAAACAAACUCCACAGAAGACAUUGAAGCAGCUCAAAGAGCCCAAGAUUUUCAGCUUGGCUGAUUAUCCAAGCUCUAAGAAAAGUAAAGUUGGAAGCCGGCUGCCAACCUUUAACAAAUCUGAGGCUACUCUGAUUAAGGGGUCAUUGGAUUUUGUAGGCAUUAAUCAGUACACUACCUACUACGCCAGAAGCAAUGCUGCUGGUGGUGUAAGUGGAGACGACUACCUUUCCGACGAUGGCACCUUUAACUGUUGGUUGCUAACUGAAGAUGAUCUUUGUCUUGUUUCAACAUUCACUAAAGACGGGAGACCUAUUGGAGAUCAUGCCAAUUCUUUUUGGUUGUACAUACUGCCUCAGGGGAUGAGAAAAUUAAUGAACUACAUCAAGCAAAAGUAUAGCAACCCUCCAGUCUUUAUCACUGAAAAUGGCAUGGAUGAUCCAAAUAACCAAUUCAUUUCCCUUCAGGAUGCUCUGAAUGAAGGAUGA
Molecule: messenger RNA, 882 nt
Organism: Prunus armeniaca (apricot)
Lineage: Eukaryota; Viridiplantae; Streptophyta; Magnoliopsida; Rosales; Rosaceae
Source: the annotation of a GenBank genome assembly